Molecule: messenger RNA, 2906 nt
Organism: Ficedula albicollis (Collared flycatcher)
Lineage: Eukaryota; Metazoa; Chordata; Aves; Passeriformes; Muscicapidae
Gene: ARHGAP24
Product: Rho GTPase activating protein 24
Exons: 11
Coding region: 65-2317 (750 amino acids)
Biological process (GO): negative regulation of Rac protein signal transduction; activation of GTPase activity; signal transduction
Cellular component (GO): focal adhesion
Molecular function (GO): GTPase activator activity
Source: RefSeq, a predicted model, not a curated record
CCAAGGUGAUGCUGUGACUAUGAAAUUAGAGGAAAAAUGGUAAGGAGAGUUGCCCAUUCCCAGUAUGGAGGAACACAAUGGCUCUUCAGAGACUCCUGCCCUGAGCCAAGGCCGGCACGUUGCCAUCAAAUGUGGGUGGCUGCGGAAGCAGGGGGGCUUUGUCAAGACCUGGCACACGCGCUGGUUUGUCCUCAAGGGGGACCAGCUCUACUAUUUCAAAGAUGAAGAUGAAACCAAGCCCUUGGGUACCAUCUUUCUGCCUGGCAACAGGGUUAUUGAGCAUCCCUGCAAUGAAGAAAGUCCAGGAAAGUUCCUUUUUGAAGUUGUUCCAGGAGGAGACCGAGAGCGGAUGACAGCAAAUCAUGAGACCUACCUCCUCAUGGCGAGCACGCAGAAUGACAUGGAGGAUUGGGUGAAAUCCAUCCGCAGGGUUAUAUGGGCACCCUUUGGAGGAGGGAUUUUUGGGCAGAAGCUGGAAGACACGGUGCGGUACGAGAAGCGCUAUGGGCACCGCCUGGCGCCCAUGCUGGUGGAGCAGUGCGUGGACUUCAUCCGCCAGCGGGGGCUGAAGGAAGAGGGCCUGUUCCGACUGCCUGGGCAGGCGAAUCUCGUCAAGGAGCUGCAGGAUGCGUUUGACUGUGGAGAAAAGCCUUCCUUUGACAGCAACACAGAUGUGCACACCGUGGCUUCACUGCUCAAGCUGUACCUAAGGGAACUCCCAGAACCAGUUGUACCAUAUGCAAAAUACGAAGAUUUUCUUUCCUGUGCCAAAAUGCUCAGCAAGGAGGAAGAAACGGGCCUGAAAGAACUGGUGAAGCAAGUGAAGAACCUGCCAGCUGUCAAUUACAAUCUGCUGAAAUACAUCUGUAGAUUCCUUGAUGAAGUCCAGUCAUAUUCAGGUGUAAAUAAAAUGAGUGUGCAAAACCUGGCUACGGUUUUUGGCCCCAACAUCCUGCGCCCCAAAGUGGAAGAUCCUCUGACUAUCAUGGAGGGUACAGUAGUAGUCCAGCAGCUCAUGUCAGUGAUGAUCAGCAAACACGAAGAGCUGUUUCCCAAGGAUAUAGACCCUCAGAUGGGACCCGAGGUGUGCAACAACAACAACAACGAAAUUCCAAAGAAAACCACUGCAGGGCAGCUACAGAACAAAGAGAACAACAACACCAAGGAGACGGCAGUGAGGCGCUGCUCUUGGGACACACCCGAGUCUCCCCAAAGGGCAAGCAUGGACUGCGAGUCUCCAACCGCUCUGCCAGGCAGCAAGACAAAUAGCCCCAGGAACAGCAUCCAGAAACCAGAUGUCACCAGGAGCCCGCCACUCACGGUGAAAAAAAAUCCAGCUUUUAAUAAAGGUAGCGGCAUAGUCACCAACGGGUCCUUCAGCAGCUCUGUGGAGGGCCCGGAGAAGAGCCAGACCUUGCCCAGCUGCUCCCUGCAAGGCAGGAGAGCGUCGUCGCUGAAGGGGCCGGUGACCAGGCUGGGCACGCAGAGCGUGCAGAACGGCGGCGCGCGCCUGGGCCUGUGCGGCGGCGACGGGCACGGCGGCGCCGGCGCCCCGGGCGGCCGCAGCCCCGGCUGGGCGCACAACGGCCCCGUCACCCUGAGGGACAGCAGGCACAGAGAGCCCUCGCUGGGCGAGUCGGGCCAGCACAACAGGCUCUCCACCUACGACAACGUGCACCAGCAGUUCUCCAUGGUGAACUCGGACGACAAACAGAGCGUGGACAGCGCCACCUGGUCCACGUCCUCGUGUGAAAUAUCCCUCCCGGAGCACUCCAACUCCUGUCGCUCAUCCACCACCACCUGCCCCGAGCAGGACUUUUAUGCGGGUAACUUUGAAGACUCUGUGCUGGAUGGGCCACCGCACGAAGAGCUCUCUAACCCGGGUGACUAUGAGAACAAAAGUGACAGGAGGAGUGUGGGGGGCCACAGCAGCCGGGCCACCAGCAGCAGCGACAACAGUGAAACGUUUGUGCCCAACAGCACCAACAACCACAGUGCUUUGCACAGCCUGGUGUCCAGCUUGAAGCAAGAGAUGGCCAAGCAAAAACUAGAAUAUGAGACAAGGAUAAAAAGCCUGGAGCAGAGAAAUCUCACCCUGGAGACUGAAAUGAUGGCCCUGCAUGAAGAGCUGGAUCAAGAGCGGAAGAAGUUCACAAUGGUGGAAAUCAAGAUGCGAAACGCAGAGCGGGCGAAGGAAGAUGCAGAGAAGAGGAAUGAUAUGCUGCAGAAGGAAAUGGAGCAGUUUUUCUCUACUUUUGGAGAACUGACAGUGGAGUCUCGCAGACCAGAAAGAGGCAACACCAUCUGGAUCCAGUGAGCUGGAGGAGUAGACUGUGGGACUUGAGGGAAGGGCUUGGGGGUAUUAUACUGUAUCAGGUGGCUGGUCACCUGUCUGAGGCUAGUACUCAACAAAAUGUUACAAACCCUUGAAGAAAGAAAUCAUACAUACAUUAAGCACUCAUAUCUACAGUGUGUACUUAACGAGUUAUACUCUUUGAAUGCUUCAUGAGACUACUGUCAAGUGUUACAACUGGAUAUGUGUAUAUAAAUUUAAAAACCACCUUAGAGCAAGAGAUGUAUCCGAAGAAAUAUUUUAAUGCAAGUCUUGUAUUUAAGCUGGUAAAUUGAGAUGUUGUUGCAAUCAAGCUUUAUAUAAAGGCUUUUCUCCCUUGCACUUAACAUAAUAAGCUAUUUUUGGCAUUGUGUUACCAUCAGCUUAUUUUGUAUAUCAAAUGGUUUUUUUGUUUUUGUUUUGUUACCCCUUUUGCUGGGGAGUGAAGAUAAACAGAUAUGUUAAGGUAAAUGUGUGGAUGGUUAGCCUUGAUUUGCAUCACGUCCAAACAGACAUCAGGGUUGAGAAACUGAAGCAAGCCACGGGCAAAAUAAAGCAAUACUGAUUUCACAGA